UAAGAAGUCAACUCAAGAAGUUAUCUGCCCUCGUGUCGUUUUCCAGCUCUACAGGAUUACACAGAGCCUGGACAUGUAAACAGGUAGGAUGCUUUAUAGCCAAGGACAUUGUCAUCAGUCGAUGUUAUUAUAAUUUGUUAAAGGAUAAUGAUGGAAACAAAGAAGAAUACUGAGCAGAGAACACAUUGCUUGAUAUUAUAAGCUUUGAGCAAUCUCUAACCGCUCUGGGAACUUUAAAUGUAAUGGGACACAAACAUGUUACAAGUGCUGUAGUAGUUGUUUAGUUUCCAAGUCAAUUCAUAGCCACCAGUGGAUCCUCACACUCGUGAAGAAAAGAGAAGGAACACGAUGUACCAAGUAGUACCUGGUGGAGCUGGGGGUACUAUCACGGAAGGGGUGCCCCUUAAAAAAAUAAAUAAGGAGAGUCGUCCACUAGUGGGUGCUGGAGUUCUGGGUCUGGUCCUGGUUAUCGCUGCUGUAACAGCGUGGUGUUACUAUAUCGCCUCCCUCCGUAAAGCUGAUCACUUAAAGACAGAGUUAUUGGACCUUAAUAAGGAUGGCUUUCUCAUCCGCAACCAGGCUGGGGGGAUUGUGUUCAAGAUGGCUUUCAGAUCUGGAACCCUUGAUUUGGACUCCUGUUCUAAGGAGGAUGUGAUUCUGCGCUGCUCACGCUCUUAUGCUGGCAAAGUGAAUUUCUUCAUAAUGACUGUGAAGCCCAAAGAGACUGUAAUGUGCUACCGUGUGCGGUGGGAGGAGCUGGAGUCUGACCGACCCGUAAUGCACGCCAUGUCUUACAAUGGCUCUCACUGGUACGGUGGUUCCGAAUCUGCUAUCCAGAACUGGCCCAUUGCCAUCUCGGGUCAGCAAGCACCAAAGCCCUUUGUCACCAGCGACGUUUAUUCAAACCGCAAUGACUUUGGUGGCAUUUUGGAACGAUAUUGGCUCUCAUCUAAUGCCACUGCUAUUAAGAUCAACGACUCUGUGCCCUUUCACUUGGGCUGGAAUGACACUGAGAAGUCACUGUAUUUUGAAGCACGAUAUCAGGACAGCCCAUAUAAACCUCUUCCUGGGAUGCCACCAUAUGCUGAGCUCAGCUACCGCGUCUGUGUGGGCCCCGAUGUGACCUCCAUCCACAAGGUCAUGGUCCGCAGGUACUUCCCCAAACCCAACAAGGUACCCUUAGAAGCGAUGUUCCGAUAUCCAAUAUGGUCCACCUGGGCUUUGCACAAAACUGACAUUAAUCAGGAGAAACUUUUGACCUAUGCUGAAAACAUACGUAAACAUGGCUUUAACUGUAGUCAGAUAGAAUUGGAUGACCGGUACACCAGCCGCUAUGGUGAGUUUGAAUUUGAUCCUGAAAAGUUCCCCAACGCGUCAGGCAUGUUCCAAAAGUUAAAAGCUGACGGCUUUCUGGUGUCAUUAUGGACACAUCCCUUUGUGAACUACGAAUCAUCUAACUUUGGCCUGUGCGUCCAGAAAGGUCUUUUCGUGAUGGAGCCCACCGGGCAACUUCCUGCAUUGGUGCGAUGGUGGAACGGCAUUGGAGGCAUUCUGGACUUUACCAACCCAGACGCUCGAAAUUGGUUCACCUCCCAUCUGCGAGCAUUGCGCUCCAAAUAUGGUGUGUCAUCCUUCAAGUUGGAUGCUGGUGAAACAAACUUCCUACCCUGGCGGUUCCGGACACACGUCCAUCUUCCAGAUCCUAGCACGUUCACGCGCCGGUACACAGAAAUGGCCCUGCCAUUCAACGAACGGGCGGAGCUGCGAGCGGGCUACGGCUCACAGAACAUCUCCUGCUUUUUCCGCCUCAACGAUCGUGAUUCGGUUUGGGGCUACGAGCUUGGACUCAAGUCCAUCAUCCCUACUGUCCUCACCAUCAGCAUCCUCGGCUACCAGUUUAUCCUGCCUGACAUGAUCGGGGGCAACGCAUACGCCAACCGAACCUAUGGGAAUGGUAAACUCCCUGACCGCGAGCUGUACAUACGUUGGCUGGAGCUUUCUGCCUUCAUGCCUGCCAUGCAGUUCUCCAUCCCACCAUGGGAGUACGACGACGAGGUGGUAGCCAUCGCCCGGCGCUUCACAGCACUCCAUGAGACAUUGGUUGCCCCCAGAGUUCUGGAGCUAGCAGGGGAGGUGCUAAACACCGGUGACCCCAUCAUCCGUCCUUUGUGGUGGAUAGCCACCGGUGAUGAGACGGCUUACGGGGUAGACUCGCAGUUUCUCAUAGGAGAUGACCUGAUGGUGGCACCAGUGCUGGAACCUGGCAAGCAGGAACGGGAUAUCUACCUCCCGGCUGGCCACUGGAGGAGCUACAAGGGCGAGCGUUAUGAUAAUAAAGAACCUAUGCAUCUCACAGAUUAUGCUGUGGAUCUUGAUGAGAUUGCAUAUUUUCUUUGGGUUCAGUGAUGCUGUUGUUUCUAAUUUUUUUCAGGCGAUGAGCAGUAUAUACUUUGCAUAAUUGCACAUUCAGGGCUGUUUAAAACAACUAAAGCUUGAUGCAUUACGACAACGCACUUACACAGAAGCACACAUUUACUGGGCUGUUUUAACCAUUUUUUUGGCCUAUGCAGUUACAGAAGCUUGAUGUACAUACAGUGCUCAUAGUGUCUCUUGAUUUCAACCGCUUAAUCCUGGUCAUGGUUUGCUUUUUUUAUCCAAAGACUUUCUUAGGUAUACCCCCUUGCAGGCACAUCAUGGAUGCCCACAUUUGCAUAAUUGCAUAUCCACUAAAGCUAAUGGUAUCUUUUUGGGGGCGGAAGGAACCCAGAGUUCCUUGAGGAAACCUGUUGGGAGACCCAUACCCACUCACGUGCCUUACGUUUUUUUGAAUGUACAUAUAACGCCAGGUUCGGAAGCUUCAAAACUAAACCAAAUGCUAGUUUAAAAAGUGCACAUUUUGAACUCGGGACGCACCGUUACGACAAUUCCGUCUUGAUGCCAAUACUUCUGUAUCUAUGGCUACCGACUAUUGUGUAAGCUCAGAUUGUUUUAUAAAUCUGACUAUGUCUAAAGUCGGAUAGUAACAAUUGAAAUGAAAGGGAACUGAUUGAUUUACUGUGAAAAUACACAUCUUUAUCUUAAGAUGCUGACAGACUUAUACAACAAGCAAACGAACAUUUAAUGCAUUUCUGUACAUGCUCGCAAUUUGUAUUGAAAUAUAUGCAUGUAUGCAAGCUUCUCCUAAUCUAAUAAGCUGUUAGAGUAUUCCUGGUGUCUUCCAAGCACACACUAGCACCUUUUCGAACAUCUGUAUUUUUAGUAUACUAGAGCUGUACAUCAUUUCUAGCUCGGGUUUUAGAGUGCAGCCUAAAUAGUAUUAGUGCAGUUUAUUCGGUGUAGGUUCAAUAGAGCACCAUCGCUUUAAGCAAUAAUUAGCUUUGUUAGUAAUAUUUUCCAGUAUUGAGGUGAGGGAUGACUUUCUUUUUCAAAAUGAGUUCUGUGUGUGAGUGAGUGUGUGUUUUUUUUAAAGUAGUAUUAAUCAUUCAGGGAUUUGUCACAGAACAUUUCAUAAAGCUCUGUUUAUGUAUCUUUGGUUUAAAUAUUGUUCAUGAAAAGUUAGCUAGGUAAUUUUAACUACCUACACUCAUUACCUUAGGUAGCUUACUUUCAAAAAAACACUUCUCAAAAGCUGUAGGUACAGUAUGUUGUUUUUGUUUUUGACAAUCUUAUUGUCAUUAACCAUCGUCACCAAGAAGAAUAUCCCGGGUUUAGGGCUAUUCCUUUACCUUUGCCUAGCUAGCCGUUGCUAGAAUGUUGGAUGCUCCUGGCACUGACCUUCUCACUCAAGUUUUAUCUCCGGUUUCAGAUGGUUUUAUCAGGUUACUUGUUUUGUAGGAACAUGUUUGUAGGGAUUUUCACAGUGCAGAGCCAUCUGCUUUGACUGCCAUUGUUAAUCACACGUUAGAUCGUGUCGGCUGUUCGUUGUUUUAUAACAUGAUUAUAACACAAAAAUAAGCACAGUAUCGAGCCAGACACAGACCUAAAAUAAUUCACACCACCCUGCCUUAUUUAUAUUUCAUUCACAUUUCAUAUUCAUGUUGUACAUGAGAUUUGUAUGCAGUAUGUUUAUAUAGUUUUCCUUUCAUGGUUCCAUAAGCUUUUUACAGUCCGUGUUUACUCGGUCUUCAUCAGAUAUAUGUGAAAUUUUUUUCCACAUGCACUGCGUGUCCUUUGCUAAUCCGAAGCGUCCCAGCUUUUUUUUUUUUUUUUACCACAUCUCGCCGAGCCCACUGUUUUUUAAAAAUACACGUGAAUAAAUAUUUUGGAGGACUGCUGUCGGAUUGCUUCUAUGAGCCACUAUAUAAGGGAUGAGUUUUCAGUGUUUACAUACCGUGGGAGAAUAACCAACAUGCGCCAAAAUGUGUGUGCGUGUCAUUUCAGACUAAUGCAGCUUCACUUACUUGCCAUACACUGGUAUAUGUGUUGAUAUAAUAUGAUAGGAUACAGAAACAUAGACACAUAGACCUAGUACUUCACAUAAGCAGUUUUUCAUUAGACGCUUGCACGAUAAACGGGAGAGAUUAUUCUUCUCUUGCACAUUUAGAAACCGGGAUCGCAAAAACAA
Molecule: messenger RNA, 4564 nt
Organism: Hemibagrus wyckioides
Lineage: Eukaryota; Metazoa; Chordata; Actinopteri; Siluriformes; Bagridae
Gene: myorg
Product: myogenesis regulating glycosidase (putative)
Exons: 4
Coding region: 349-2406 (685 amino acids)
Biological process (GO): skeletal muscle fiber development; carbohydrate metabolic process
Molecular function (GO): hydrolase activity, hydrolyzing O-glycosyl compounds
Source: RefSeq, a predicted model, not a curated record